AUGCCGCUUCCUGUUACGCGGGCAAUCCAAACGGUCGAUAAGUACCUGUCCGAUCAGAGCAGCAACAGCAAUUUCCUACGCGACGGCUCGGCACACCUGCGCCCGCCGGACGCCACUGCAGGCGAAGAUCCACAGAAACGCAUUCUCCCAGCCUUCCGCGAGACAUGGCGGGGUGGGCCAAACAUCAUCUCGCCCAACCACGGUGCGUACUUCGUCGCAGCAGACUGCAUCUGGCAUGACCGCAACCGCAUCGCACCGGAAGAACUAGAGGCGGUGGCCCACUGCACAGUCGCCGCGGGAACUGGUGAGCAGCUUGCGGCGAUGAUCCCGCUCUGCGCGCGCUGCGACGUGGAGGCGCUGCCGGCCAUCUGCGCCACGUCGCCGCAGGAACGAAACAUUGUCGGCCUGCUGAAACGCGCCCGCCAGGACAGAGUAAAGCUGCACCGCCAAUGCAAAAACAACUACCUUCACGGUGCAUUAGGUCUCCAAGAGAACCCGUACGGCGACGCUGGGGAAGUGUACAAGAAUGUUCAGCAGCGGCUGGCGCACGCCUAUGUGAAGUCUGUCGGGGCAAUAAAGGGGCAAGUCCCGCAUCAGGAGGACAGCCUCUUCGGCAGCAUCGCACUGCGCCAGUCAUCAGAGGUGCGCUGCAAAGGUGGAGUCGAGCCGGCUAGCAACCUGCUUGGUUCAGUACACAUCAGUGACUUAAUGUAA
This is a messenger RNA of Trypanosoma grayi, 714 nucleotides long. RefSeq lists its product as hypothetical. The coding region runs from base 1 to 714 and encodes 237 amino acids. The transcript has a single exon. The record is from RefSeq and is a predicted model, not a curated record. NCBI's taxonomy places the organism in Eukaryota, Euglenozoa, Kinetoplastea, Trypanosomatida, Trypanosomatidae.